AUGUUCAAAAGCCUGGUUGUGAAGAGCAUACAGCUCGGCAGAUUCAUGCCUGUGGGCUCUGUUCCCAGAAUGCUUUCGUCUCUGCUGCGUAACAUGAGCGUUUUCGAUGAGCUCAAGAACCUGGAAUCGGCAACGAAGAAGAACGCAAGCACGAUUUUCGAUAUCGAUGAGUUGAUCGCCAACUCUCCUGGUUUGCAAACCAACCACGAGCUUGGGCUGAACUAUGAUAGCUAUGCUUUUGGAAACACAGAAAAGCACCCUAGGGACGUUGCAAAAGAACUCAGUUUAACUGGUACUCAAGCAGGUAGAACUGUUGAGGUAAAGCAGGGAAACGUCUCCCAAUCCUUGAAGGUUCUUUUCAGAUUGCUUCGUGACGAGCUGAUUAUUAGCAUGAAAUUCCGUCAAAAGAGACAUCUCAGACCAGCUCUUCUCCAUGACAGGAAACAUAGACUAUGGUGGAGAAAGAACUUUGCAGCUAGAUUCUCAGAGUUGUUGGGCCAGGUCCGUGAUGCCAAAAGAAGAGGCUACUAA
Candidozyma haemuli is the source of this 531-nucleotide messenger RNA. Its product is annotated as mitochondrial 37S ribosomal protein bS21m. The record is from RefSeq and is a predicted model, not a curated record. Bases 1 to 531 code for a protein of 176 amino acids. The transcript has a single exon. Gene Ontology annotation, molecular function: structural constituent of ribosome. NCBI's taxonomy places the organism in Eukaryota, Fungi, Ascomycota, Pichiomycetes, Serinales, Metschnikowiaceae. Gene Ontology annotation, cellular component: ribosome; mitochondrial small ribosomal subunit. Gene Ontology annotation, biological process: mitochondrial translational initiation; translation.